This is a messenger RNA of Bubalus bubalis (water buffalo), 4221 nucleotides long. RefSeq names its product retrotransposon Gag like 1 (gene RTL1). NCBI's taxonomy places the organism in Eukaryota, Metazoa, Chordata, Mammalia, Artiodactyla, Bovidae. The transcript is spliced from 3 exons. The record is from RefSeq and is a predicted model, not a curated record. The coding region runs from base 226 to 4221 and encodes 1331 amino acids.
GACUGAGCUUGGAGGACAAGAAGCCAGCCGAUUGGCACUGCUCUGUGUCCAGCCUUCCAGCCAAAUCUGGGCCCGGGAAGAAAGAAGCGGAGCUCCAGCUGACGGGACAGAAGCAGAGCCACUGAUCACCUGUGUCAAAGGUUCUGAUCUCUGACGUCCCAGUCGCUGACCAGACGCGUCACGACCUUACCAGUCUUCAGAGAACACUCCUUUCCGUCCGACGAAAUGAUAGAACCCUCUGAAGACUCAUUUGAGACGAUGAUGGAGCGUAAGAAUCCAUCAUCAAAACAAAUGGAGUCCUCCGAGGGCUCAUCCAACACCACCGUGGAGACACCACCAGCCGGCAGAGCGGAGGCGGCGGGGCUGGCCAGCGGCCUGGCCCAGGAAACGGGAGAGCAGUCCAUUGACCUCCGCCAAGACAUGGAGGAGCCAUCCAGUGGCCCACAUAGGGAAAUAAAGGAUCCACCCAAUGACCUACUCCAAGACUUGGAGGAGUCAUGCGAGGGUUCUCAUCUGGAAGAGGGGGGUCCAUUCGGUGGGGCACCUGGUGAAAUGGAAGAAGAAGAGGACAACCCAUGGGAGUCCCAGGAAGACCAAGACUACUAUACUGACCUGGCUGAAUCAGAAGAAGACGAGAGUCCCGAAGAGCCAGAUAGCUCAACGGUGGAGGUCAUGGGCAUGGUGAGGUCCAUCAUCUCUCUGUAUUUCCGGAUGCAAGACCUCAGAGAGCAGCAGCGAGUGGCGGAAGAGAUCCUGAUGAACGCGAUCAACAAAGGCCAACUGCCGACCCCGAAGCAAUUCUCAGGCGACCGCAGAGAAUACCACGAGUUCAUCGUGCUCUGCCAGCUGAUCUUACAGAGCUACCCAAGAGUGUUCUGCAAUGACCGCCUGCGAGUGGGGUACGUCAUCAGUCACCUCUCGGGCAUGGCUAUGGAAUGGGCCAGCGACCUGCUGGAGAGAGAAAGCUCCGUGAUUGACGACUUCCCGGCCUUCCUGGAAGCCAUGAACGACACGUUUGAGUACCGCCAGGCCCUGCGGGUAGCCGAAGAUGCCAUGUUCAACCUCAGGCAGGGGGACCGUGCCGCCAUCGAAUACAUCAAUGAGUUCCAGAGCCUGGUACCCACCUUGGGCUGGCCAGACGAAGUCCUCCAGGCCCACCUGUGCCAGGGGCUCAAGGAAGACAUCAGGCAGUAUCUGUUCCGCAUCCCACAGCCGAAUUCGCUGGAAAACCUGAUCACGCUGGUCCUGCAGAUAGAGGACAAGCUGGCUGAGAGAAGGGCGAUGCUCAGGCUUCUCCCAGAGACCCGCCCACGGCACCUGACCUGGCUCGACUCACCUGUUCCCGAGAGGUGGACCGUGAGCACCUGGCUGCCCAACGAGUUCCACCCUGGCAUCAAACGCAACCACCUCUUCCUGCUGCUCCUGGUGAGGGUGAACCCCUACCACAGCGUGGCGGUCCAGGCUCUGGUCGACUCAGGAGCGACCAGCAACUACAUGGAUGAGGGAUUUGCCCAAGAGCACUAUGUGGAGCUCUACCAGAAGCCCUACGCAGAGUCGGUCGAGACCGCGGACGGCUCGCUGGUCGGCAACGAACCCGUCUGGCUCUACACCGAACCCCUGGUGUGUUUGCACCAGAACCACCAGGAGUCCCUGGAAUUCGACAUCGUUGCUUCAUCCAAAUUCUCCGUGAUCCUAGGCAUCAAGUGGCUCCAGCUCCACGCCCCCGACAUCGACUGGGUCAAAGGCCGCUGCACCUUCCACUCUCCCUACUGCCUGAAGAAUUGCUUCCGCCCGCCCCCACCAUGCAUUGCUCUGGAACACCAUGCCGUAAGCCUGCUGCCCGGAUUGCCACACCAAUACUCCGACCUGGCCGACGUGUUUAACCCGAAGGAAGCAGAUGAGGAGACUUCCGACCAGCCAAGCUCAGACGGAUCCGAUGAUCUUUCUGAAUCAGAGCCCUCUGAGCUUCAGCAGGCUGGAGACAGUGAUCAAAGCGAGGAGACCUUUUACGACUGCGCUUCCACCGCACCGUGGGAACCUGUGGACGCCGGGAUGCAAGAAAAAGCCAAGCAGGAGGAAUUCUGGGACUCCAAGGACAUGCUGACCAGCAGGCAUGACUACAUACAGAUGAUUCCAGAACUGUUCGACCAGUUACACGGAGCUACAUGGUUCACCAAGCUGGAGCUGCGUGGGACCAUCGUGGAGGAAAGCAUGAACAUACACCAGACAGAAGAUGUAUGGAAAGUGGCAUUCGGUUUGGAGCUCCAAGACAUGGCGAGCUACCAGCCCUUCCUGAUCUGUGCAGACCCUAUCAUCCCCCAGGGCGUGAUCCACUUCAUCCUAAAGGACAUGAUCGGUCUCUUUGUCAUCUCCUACGGGCAGGACGUCCUGGUCUACUCCAUGAGCCAGGAGGAGCAUUACCACCACGUGCGCCAAGUCCUGGUGCGCUUCCGCUAUCACUACGUCUACUGCUCCCUGCAGAGGAGCCAGUUCCACCGGCACACUGCCGAGUUCCUGGGCUUCGUCGUGACCCCCAAGGGGGUGAAGCUCAACAAGAGCAUCGUCAGCACCAUCACAGGGUACCCCACCCCGGGCUCGAGGAAGUCCCUGCGAAACCUCAUGGAGUUCGCCUUCCCCUACCGGCACUUCGUGGAGCGGUUCGCCGACAUCACGGAGCCCCUGGUGCGGCAGCUCCAGGGCGACCUGCCUUUCUACUGGGGGGACGAGGAGCAGGAGGCCUUCGUGGGCCUGAAGCGGGCGUUCCGCAAGGCGCCCCUCCUCUACCACCCCAAGCCCCAGAACCAGUUCUACUUGAAGACGGGCGUCACCAAGACGUCCCUGUACGCCAGCCUGAUCCAAAUGGACAAGCGGACGGGCAAGAAAGUCUGCUGCGCUUUCUACUCUCGCAACAUCUCCCCGAUGGAGGUGGAGGCCUCGCCGGCGGAGAUGAAGAUCCUUCCAAUCCGGGCUGCCUUCAUGGUGUGGUGCCGCUACCUGGAGAACACCGAGGAGCCCAUCAUGAUCCUUCUCAACAAGGAGGAUCUAGCCUCUCUGAACAAUGACAGGCUCACCGUACUUCUCCCCGGCCACUGGGUCUUCUUCUUCACCCACUUCAACUUCGACGUCAUGGAGAUGCCGAGCUCGGAGGACGACCAGCCCCUGCCCCGCCGGCAGAGACUUGACAAGAAGGCCCAGCAGCGCCGUGACGCCACCACCACCAGGCCAACGAUGCUUGUCACCAUGCAGGCCCCCACUGGGGAUCAGUCCCCAGAAUCAGAGGACGAAGAGGAGAGUGAAGGUGCCCCUCACCCAGACGAGCCCAACGGGCAGAACCUCCAACCGGGGUAUCUGGCACUGAUACCCGUGGACCAGAUAUUCAACAGCUUCCUAGCCCACUUCAGCAUGGCCCAGAUCAGGGCAGUCCUGCUGCACUUCUACCGAAGCCUCCUGUUCUGGAAGAACCUCCUGGCCAUGGCCGCGCUCCUCGUGAUGCUGCGGUUCAGGAGGCGCCUGGCCCUGCUGCCCGCGCCUGCCGCAGAGCCAGCCCGGCCGCCCCCACGGCGCUCUCUACGCCUCUUCCUGGACACGUCCCUCCUCACCAGCAGUGGCAUCGCCACCGCUGUCACCCAGCUGUUCACCCAGAUGCCGCCUCUCGUGGGCACCAAUGCCCUCCCGGCCGAGGAGCUGGCUGAGCUGUUCCUGGGCCCCGGGCCCUGGCAGCUCCACGCCCUGCGGGGCUUGCAGAUGACGCCCAGGUUCUGGCAGAUGCUGUGCCAGUUCUUCGGCAUCAGGGUCCCUGCCCUCGAGGGCACCCAGACCCACCCGAGUCCACACCGCUCCCUGGCACCGCACGUCGAGGGUGAUGAAUAUGUCGUCUUGCGAGAAGCCCUGCAAGACGACCUGCAACGUUUCCGUCAGUGUGGCCUGCAUGACGGCCUGCAAGACACCUCGCAGGACGCGCAGGAUGACGUGUGGGCCCUCAGGCCCCGCCAGCACCUGCCCACCGAGGCUGAGGUCCUGGCCCGCCUGACCUACAUCCGCAGCACCCAAGGGGGCUCCGUCGUGAUCCACCGGGAGCUGACGGCCAGAGCCCUGACCGACUUCCUGGCAACUGUCUACACCCAGGCUCUGCCCACCCUGGUCGAGGCAAGCCCACCCAGAGAAGGAGCCACGCUGGAGGAACUGCCCAGCGACUCCGACGAGGACGCUGGCCUCGACUGA